Messenger RNA from Cynoglossus semilaevis (tongue sole), 2287 nucleotides. RefSeq names its product B cell linker (gene blnk). Bases 173 to 1699 code for a protein of 508 amino acids. The transcript has 24 exons. Gene Ontology annotation, biological process: cell surface receptor protein tyrosine kinase signaling pathway; intracellular signal transduction. Lineage: Eukaryota; Metazoa; Chordata; Actinopteri; Pleuronectiformes; Cynoglossidae. The record is from RefSeq and is a predicted model, not a curated record.
CACCAUAAUACCAUUGAUUACCAUAUCAGGAUGAAGUAAAACAACGAACACGCUCUGGUGCUGAUGACUUCACCUCCCUGUCUGAGCUUUGCUGUGGUCAAAUGUGUCGGUGUGUGACAGACGGACUAUUACUGUAAAUCUAGAUGGUCGCAGGUUCCCUGGUGUCACAGAAAUGAACCUGCCGUCCAGAGAAGAGUGCGAGGGCUGGGACCAGGCGCAAGUAGUCCUCUUCAUGUGUAAGAACAACAUGCAGGAUUGUGCCACUACUGUGAAGAAACUUCGGAUAAAUGGACAAAGACUUCUGAACCUGUCCGACAGUGACCUGAGCAGGUUUAGUCUCAUUCACCAACCGCAACUUCAAAAGAUGGUUCAGGACAUCAAGAGGAAAGAUGGCAGCCUGAUCUCUUUGUGUGGCAGGCUGAAAAACAGGGCCAUCCCAAAGGUACCAGUGAGGGACUAUGGAGAUGAUGAAUUUAGCGACGAUCAGUUCUCUGAUCCUGAAUAUGAUAAUGACACAUAUGAGGAUCCAAACCAAGACAACAGCUAUGAACCACCUCCCAGUGAGAGAUCGUUCCCCGUGAAUCCUCCCUUUUCAAAGGGGGAGUACCUCGACAGUUUCCGCAAACAGCCAGCGCAGCCCCCCAGGAAGCCCUUCCGUCCAGGCAAAACCUCCAGACAACUGCCCCCUGAACCCACAGACUCGGGCAGUGACAAAGAGGACUACAUGAGUCCAGACGGCCAUAACGAUGAUGACAACUACAUAGAACCUGAAGAGCACGAACCCUCCAAGCCACCGAUGCACUGUAGAAGAAGGGAAACACACCUCCCUUUUCGGUCUCCACACACACCAGAAGCUUCAUCUAGUCCAGAUUUUUUUGAAGUACUAAAUGAAGAGAUAGGCUCGUCGUCAUCAUCAUCGUCUCCCUCUAGACGGUGUCUUGUGUCUUCAAAAUCCACAUUACAGUUACCUCCCAAACCCAGCCCCAGAGUAAACAAGACAUCACCUCCUACUCCCCCGGAUCCCACGAGUGAUGAGGAAUAUGCAGUUUGUGAUGGAGAAGAAGAUUGUGACACGCCCACAAGGGGUCGCCCUCCACUCCUACCAAAUCCUUUGCCCAGAGAAAGAUCACCAAAGCCACCUGUCAGGCCUAACCUAGAGGUCAAACCAAGAAGAUUUGAAAGUCAUUCACUGCCCGUGAUGCAAACUAACCAGAAGGUUCUUCCAAAAGUUUUUUCUCUGGACAUUACAAAACCCAAAAUACCUGUAUUCCAGUUCGCCUCCAAGAAUGCCACAGAAAGAAGGAGGGGUUCUGCUGACAAUGGAACAAAAGACGACGAUAAGAGUGCAGGGGUCAUGAAUAAGCCCUGGUAUGCAAGCGCAUGUGAUCGUAAGACCGCUGAGGAGGUUUUGAUUCAGACGAAUAAAGACGGUGCAUUCAUGGUACGGAAGAGCUCUGGUCUCGACGUACAGCAGCCCUACACCUUGGUGGUCUUUUAUGGUGGCAAGGUUUACAACAUUCCUAUCCGUUUACUAGCAAAUACUCAGCAGUAUGCUCUCGGAAGAGAGAAGAAGGGAGAGGAGUAUUUCAACAGCAUCGCUCACAUAGUUGAGAACCACCAAAGAACUCCACUGGUGCUGAUUGACAGUCAGAACAACAGCAAGGAUUCCACCAAGCUGUGCUUUCCUGUAACACCGUAGAUGAAUCCAGCAACAGCAAAGAUAUCGGACUUUACUCAGCCUGACAUUUCCUCUCACAGUGUUAGGCGCAGUGACUGUGCAGCGAUUUUCUCCAUGACUGUUGAGGUGCCGUCAACAGUACUGGUCAUGUGGCAGCAGAGCAGAAGAGACUACAAACACAUUUCUGCUCAUGUUUUAUUAAUAUUUUUAAUGCUCUGUCAAUAAACAGUGUAUCAAAAUUAAUGCAAGGAAUGAAAAGCGUUGCUCUAGCACAGGGAAGCAUGCAGACAAAUAAUGCGGUUAUUACAGCAGUACUCCGAAUAGCCAAAAAGCACAAAAUUGUAAAAUUUUGUUUUUCAAUAAAACUGUCUUUUUUCCUGCAUCAUAGUAUUACUCAAAGUAAAUCUUCAGUCACAAGAAUAUACUACCAGAAACUGACAACAGCCCUGUUUUGUCUCUAUUAGAAUGAAUACAUUUGUCCUACUUGUGCACAUCGGUUGCAUAACAAAAACUACAAGGCACAUGGUGAAAAUCCUCCGGUAAUCUUUUACAGUACCUCUAUACAACUUUUUUUUUUAAACGUUCUCAUAAUAAAGUGAAAAAAGAAUG